This is a messenger RNA of Linum trigynum, 564 nucleotides long. The record is from the annotation of a GenBank genome assembly. NCBI's taxonomy places the organism in Eukaryota, Viridiplantae, Streptophyta, Magnoliopsida, Malpighiales, Linaceae.
AUGGCGUUAGAGGAAGAAUUGGAUUCUUCCAACCCCAGGAGCAUGUUGCACAGAGCUCAUGGAAUGACGACCUUCACUCCCGCGACGGCCGCGCAACCUGGGAUCAGAAUGCACAAAUUGGUUUUCUACCGUUCUGGACGGCAUAAUUUACAACAUGUUGAUGGUGGGAAAUACACAAACUCGCAGCCGCCAAGUUUCAAGGAGAGUCGAGUCCCGAAAUUGUCUUGGAGUUUCAUGUGGAAGAUGGGAGCCUAUGAUUCGAGCUGCCAUUUGGGGUGCAAGGGCUUCAAACAAAACGCCUCAAGUUCGUCGGUUCUGCUUAAGUUCGCCGGACGAACUGAACCAUUUUUAAGUUGUUACCCAACAUUAAUUGACCCCGAUACAAGAUUGGAGUCUCAAGAUCAGCUCCAACUUAAGUUUACUUGGCCGAAAUCAGGACCCGCUAAAGAUGGCGGAGGUUGCAGUGAAGUUUGGACAAUCAUUCUGCCGCAGUUGGAGUCCACUUUUGACGACCUCUUCUGGCAAGAUUCUAAUCAUGUUUUGUCUUGCAGUGAUAGAAACUAG